CCUAGCCCACCUAGGCCAGUCAACGAGGCCAACUGAAUUCUCCAACGAUUUGUCUUAGUUACCCUUCCAUCCAAAGGGUAGCAUAAUGUUUAUCUAGAAUCCUACAAUGCUACAUGCAAGUCCACUCCACCACGUGAUGAUGCAAGAUGGUUGGAUGAUAGAAUCCGGAGGGUGAACAAGUACGUCCGUAGGAUCUUCGUCUCAUACUGCUUACUUCGUUCCCGCUUCCCCUCUAAGCCAUAUUCUAAAGAUGGUGGGAGGUACGAGAUUCAUCAUCGGUACUUACUUUGCCUACCUACCUCUACCCACCUACCUAGGUAGGCAGGCACCCAUUAUACUAUCGCCGUAUAUGUGCCCCCGUGCCUCUCCUCUGGUCCGCAUGCAUUCUUCUUCUUAUACUAUGUACGUGGGAUCUCAAGUAAGCCAACCAGUCGCUUUCCAACAUCUUUUCUUCCCCAACCCCAGCUUUGAAUCUUACCACCAACAAACCACACAAGACCACGUACAAACUCCAACCGGCUUGGAGCCAAUAAGAACUUGAUACCAAAGAUGGCCGGAUUUCACGUCUUUGAUGACUCCCUACAAGGCUCUUGUAUAGUCAUCUUUAUCAUUUUCACACCUCUCUGCAUUGUGGCAUCUGCGUUGCGCCUGGCCUCAUCCCGUAUCGCCUUUGGGAAGAUAGGCAUCGAAGACUAUUUGACACUCGGGUCGCUAUUCUUCCUCCUCGCCUGGGUGGCGGGUAGUUCUACUGCAAUCGGCUUUCUGAAUGGACGUGAUGUGAUGCAAAUGACUCCCGAGGAGAUCUCCAAUGCUUUUAAAGUUAUUUGGGCCUCGAGUCUCAUGUUCGCGCCGAACCAGCUAUGUUCCAAGCUGAGCAUCUUGUUUCUCUACCGCCGCAUCUUCGGCAUCAACCGCACUUACACGCGAUGGAUUAAGGGUCUGGCAUUGGUGCAGAUUCUUUGGGCCAUCGAAACUCCCCUUGUCGAGGCAUUCGAGUGCACGCCGGUCAAGAAGUACUGGGAUAUCACCUACGUGGGCGGAACGUGCAUCGACAUAGGCGCAUAUCUAGCGGCAAACGAGACGAUCAACUCGCUAAUUGAUUUGGUCAUGGCGGCCCUCGCCGUUGUCAUGCUACGCCAGCUUCAGAUAAGUUCGCAGACCAAGUGGAAACUAGGAAUAGUCUUUGCCAUCGGUAGCUUUGCUGGAAUUAUCGGAUUCAUCAAGAUUGGGUUGGCAUUCAAAGUUAGCGUCCACAACCAAAUUCAAAUGGGACUGUGGGCUACGUUGCAGAUGUCUCUGAGCAUCAUUUGCUGCUGCGUGAUCACAUACGGACCGCUCUUCACCAGGGCAGGCCUCACUCGUCGGCUCGCGACCAAAAGCCCAACGUACGGCAGCAAGUCUCAUCACAAUCUAGCACCCUCACAGUCGGGCCAUGGGGUAUACUCCGGCAGCUACGUCGAGUUGGGAGGGGCUGGCAUCGGGAGGGGCAAUGUUCGCACAGAGAUCGGCAUCGGCAAGCCCCGCGAUAUUUACAGCAGAGACUCUGGGAGCCGGGACUUUUAUGACGAAAGCCAUCUUGUCGAGCAGCAGAUGAAGAGUGUGCGGAUCCACCAGACCGUCGGCCCGUUGGGGUCAUAGCUUCGUUUACUACUGAUGCGGCAUGCCUAAUGCCUUGGCGUAUACUAGGAGGUACCUAAACUUGGUAUCUGGACAUGGACUGUAUGUAUGUAUUGGGGCUUCAAUGUUGAUAAGAUCGCGGGCGUUUCUUAGUACUCUAGGUUGAGGGUUAUAUAAUGUCCUUACUGUACAUGUAUGUAUAAAUUUACGUGAAUAUGAUGUAGUUAUUUCAAAUCCUCCAUGAGUAAAUCCCACGAUCGGGAGUUCCACAUA
Hypoxylon fragiforme is the source of this 1890-nucleotide messenger RNA. RefSeq lists its product as uncharacterized. The record is from RefSeq and is a predicted model, not a curated record. The transcript is spliced from 5 exons. Lineage: Eukaryota; Fungi; Ascomycota; Sordariomycetes; Xylariales; Hypoxylaceae. Bases 550 to 1638 code for a protein of 362 amino acids.